AUGAACGACCACCAGCCCUUCCUCGCACUCGGAAGCAAGUUCCUCAAGGAGAUCAAGCGUGAGCGCAAGGACCGCAAGAAGCGAUCAAAGAACCAGGAAAAGCAGCAACAAAAGUCACGUGCUCAAAAGGCCAGUCAAAACGCAGCAGCCACUGACAACUCUUGGAUCAAGAUGAAACCAAGAGAAUUCUUUAGAUCCUCUUCCAAACAACAUCUUCAUCAAUCAGUAUCUGCUUUUAAUUUGACCAAUAAUGAAGGAAACAGCAACAACAACAACAAUAACAAUAAUGUUCAACCACCACAAAAAAUCAACAAAUCAACAUCAUCCUCUGAAACUGGUCUAACAGGGUUUUUACAAAGAAGAAAAUCAUUUAGGUUUUGGUCAAGUAGUAAUAAUAACAAUAACAGUAACAGUAAUGUAAAUAAUAAUAAUAACAAUGUAAAUAAUAAUAAUGAUAAUUGUAAUAAUGGUAGUAAUAGUAACAACAGUUCACAUCCAUCUCAACCAGUAAGAUCAAAAUCAUUUAAUAUGUAG
Messenger RNA from Cavenderia fasciculata, 534 nucleotides. RefSeq lists its product as uncharacterized. The transcript has a single exon. NCBI's taxonomy places the organism in Eukaryota, Evosea, Eumycetozoa, Acytosteliales, Cavenderiaceae. The record is from RefSeq and is a predicted model, not a curated record. Bases 1 to 534 code for a protein of 177 amino acids.